This is a messenger RNA of Hibiscus syriacus, 2629 nucleotides long. Its product is annotated as DEAD-box ATP-dependent RNA helicase 3, chloroplastic-like. The record is from RefSeq and is a predicted model, not a curated record. The transcript has 10 exons. NCBI's taxonomy places the organism in Eukaryota, Viridiplantae, Streptophyta, Magnoliopsida, Malvales, Malvaceae. Gene Ontology annotation, molecular function: zinc ion binding; helicase activity; RNA binding. Bases 98 to 2311 code for a protein of 737 amino acids.
CUCGUGUAUUGCAAUCUCCUUUCCCUUCAUUUUUUUCUUGCAAAAAUAUCUCCAGCCCCCAUUACCCUAUCUUCUUCUUCUCCUUCUUCGAGGUGAAAUGGCCUCCAUACACACUGCCCCGUCUCUGGACGUCACCUCCUCGGCCGCCACUAGAAGGAGAAUAACACCCACAGCACCAACUUCCCGCUCCUUAUCCUUGCCCUUCACUUUUAAGUCUCAGUUCAACGCCCUCGUAGUUGGUGGAACCCCGUUGCUUGGCUGCUUCAACCACCACUCUUUUGCUUCUCGCGCUGUCGCCACUCCCAAUUCUGUUCUCAGCGAACAAGCCUUCGAGGGUCUUUCUCUUCAUCAAGAAGACGACGUUUAUGAUUCCGAGGCUGAGUCGUCCAUGAACGGCGAUGAACUUGACCUUUCCAAGCUGGGUUUGCCUCAACGAUUGGUCGAUACUCUUCUCAAACGUGGCAUCACUCACCUUUUCCCUAUUCAGAGAGCUGUCUUGGUACCGGCACUUGAAGGUCGAGACAUCAUUGCUCGUGCAAAGACUGGAACUGGCAAGACAUUAGCCUUUGGCAUCCCCAUAAUUAAAUGCCUUACUGAAGAUGAUGCUGAACGUACAAGGAGAAUGUCUGGUCGGCUUCCAAGAGUUUUGGUCCUGGCUCCUACUCGGGAGUUAGCUAAGCAAGUGGAGCAAGAAAUUAAAGAGUCGGCGUCUUAUUUGAACACAGUUUGUGUUUAUGGAGGGGUUUCUUAUACUAUACAGCGAAGUGCUCUUUCCCGCGGGGUUGAUGUAGUGGUUGGGACUCCUGGUCGAAUCAUUGAUCUUAUUGAAAGUAACGACCUCAAAUUGGGGGAAGUUGAAUACCUGGUCCUUGAUGAAGCUGAUCAGAUGCUUGCUGUCGGGUUUGAGGAGGAUGUUGAAGAAAUUCUAGAAAAUCUCCCAUCAAAGAGGCAGAGCAUGCUUUUCUCCGCAACCAUGCCUUCUUGGGUUAAAAAAUUGGCAAGAAAAUACUUGGAUAAUCCUCUGAAUAUUGACUUGGUUGGAGAUCAAGAUGAAAAGCUUGCCGAAGGGAUCAAACUUUAUGCAAUAUCAACCACUGCAACUUCGAAGCGGACCAUUCUUAGUGAUCUCAUAACAGUUUAUGCGAAGGGAGGGAAAACCAUUGUUUUUACACAAACAAAACGGGAUGCCGAUGAGGUGUCAAUGGCUUUAACAAGUAGCAUAGCUUCUGAGGCAUUGCAUGGGGAUAUAUCUCAACAUCAGAGAGAGAGAACGUUGAAUGGGUUUCGCCAAGGAAAAUUUACUGUGCUUGUUGCCACUGAUGUUGCGGCUCGUGGACUUGAUAUCCCAAAUGUUGAUCUGAUUAUCCACUAUGAGCUUCCCAAUGACGCGGAAACUUUUGUGCAUCGCUCUGGACGAACUGGACGUGCUGGGAAGGAAGGUUCUGCAAUUUUAAUGUAUACUAACAGCCAAAGGAGAACUGUCAAAUCUCUCGAGCGUGAUGUGGGAUGUAGGUUUGAGUUCAUUAGUCCUCCAUCAAUGGAAGAAGUUUUAGAGUCAUCAGCUGAGCAAAUUAUCGCUACUCUAAAUGGAGUUCAUCCCGAGUCUAUAAAGUUCUUUACCCCGACUGCUGAAAGGAUAAAUAAAGAACAAGGGACAAGUGCUCUUGCUGCUGCGAUAGCACACCUAAGUGGAUUUUCCCGUCCUCCUUCGUCCCGAUCUCUUAUUAACCAUGAACAGGGAUUUGUAACACUGCAAUUGAUAAGAGAUGAAACUUAUUCCAGAAGGUUCCUUACUGCUAGGUCUGUCACCGGGUUUCUUUCCGAUGUGUACUCUGCGGCUGCUGAUGAAGUUGGGAAAAUACAUCUGAUUGCCGAUGAGAGGGUUCAAGGAGCAGUAUUUGAUCUCCCUGAGGAGAUUGCGAAAGAAUUGCUGAGUAAGGAAAUACCGCCUGGAAACACCAUCUCGAAGAUCACUAAGUUGCCUCCUUUGCAAGAUGAUGGCCCUUCAAGUGAUUUUUACGGGAAAUUCUCCAGCAGGGAUCGUGAUCGUUUUUCACAAGGCGGUUCUAGGGAACGGAGAGGUUCGAGGACCUCCAGGGGUUGGGGUAAUGGCCGAGAUUCCGACAAUGAGUUCCAAGGCGGAAGAAGCAGCUGGUCACGGGCUUCGAGAAGCAGUAUGGAUGACUGGCUAAUUGGUAGUAGCAGAUCAAAGAGGUCACCCUCCCACGACAGAAACUUCGGAGGUUCAUGUUUCAACUGUGGGCGACCCGGGCAUAGGGCGUCCGACUGUCCCGGAAAGUCGGACUUUUAGCGUGUUGGUUUGAUACCGAAUUUCACCAUCUUGGAACAAAUCUGGCUGUAGUUGGGGGCGCUCGGUUUUUGACAGAUAUUGGCAUUCAGUUGAAGAUCUCGACGAUGAAGACGCCAUUGGUGCCCGGCGAGGGAGCUCUACUGAUGUUGUAGUUAGUUUUUGUUGGUAAUUCAGUCAUUUGCUCUAUUAGUCUCUUUCUCGCUCGCUAUUUUGGUACCUAAAAUGUGCGGUCAAAAUGGCCUAAAGGUUCCAUGCAAAUAUUUUGAACUCAAUAUGUAGUUUUCUCUCUUCCAAAUGGCAUACCAAAAUCAUAAUCCA